This is a messenger RNA of Ipomoea nil (Japanese morning glory), 459 nucleotides long. RefSeq names its product cytochrome P450 71A3-like. NCBI's taxonomy places the organism in Eukaryota, Viridiplantae, Streptophyta, Magnoliopsida, Solanales, Convolvulaceae. Gene Ontology annotation, molecular function: heme binding; monooxygenase activity; oxidoreductase activity, acting on paired donors, with incorporation or reduction of molecular oxygen. Bases 1 to 459 code for a protein of 152 amino acids. The record is from RefSeq and is a predicted model, not a curated record. The transcript has 2 exons.
AUGCUACUUCAAUUCGGCUCCGUGCCGGUCCUCGUGGCUUCCUCUUCUGACGUCGCUAGAGAGAUCAUGAAAGACCACGACUUGAUCUUCUCCGACCGCCCCAAAUCCAGCAUUACCGACCGUCUGUUAUACGGCUCCAAGGAUGUUGCCUUUGCCCCCUACGGCGUGUACUGGCGGGUGGCUUUGGGGAGAAAGUACUAUAGUGUGGAGCAUGGGCGAAACGACGAGACGGCGACAAAGGAUAUCAUGGGUUUGCUGGAUGAAUAUAUUAAAGUAUUAGGGGUAGUAGAUAUAGGGGAUUACAAUCCUUGGCUUGCAUGGGUGAAUAGAAUUAAUGGUUUUGAUAGAAGGGUGGAGAAAUUGGCUAAAGAAUUGGAUGAAUUCAUUUUGGGAGUAGUUGAAGAGCACUCGGAAAGUAAUGGGCUACCAUGUGACAGCCGGCACCCACGUGCUUGUUAA